Molecule: messenger RNA, 2369 nt
Organism: Macrobrachium nipponense
Lineage: Eukaryota; Metazoa; Arthropoda; Malacostraca; Decapoda; Palaemonidae
Exons: 6
Coding region: 659-1792 (377 amino acids)
Biological process (GO): arachidonate secretion; phospholipid metabolic process
Source: RefSeq, a predicted model, not a curated record
CCGCUGCUUUUAAUCCCACUUCUCAAUCUGCAAAGGCAUUUGCUUGCUCGGAAUUGAAAUUGAAUGAUGGAGAGAGGUAAUGCAGCAAGGGAUUUAAGCAAGACGGCUAGUUAACUAUUAUGACAGCAGUUUUGACUCCAGUUUCUUUUUUUGUACACGGUCAGUCCGGUGACUCCGAGUCCGAUCCAGUCCGGUCACUCCGACUCACUCGUCAGUCCUCGGUGAAUGGUGGUUGGAUAGUGACGUAGAGCGUUUUCCAUUCACUGAACCUAACUUGCUUGAUGGCCCCCUACAUUCUCGGCGGAAUUAGCGAAAACCACAAUAUGCAAGAGUGAUUAAAGUUCCUGUUGGAUUAAUAUGAGGAUUUACAACUACACUGACAACAGUGCUAAGCAGUUUCCGCCUGAAGUUUUACCGUAGAAGUAACACGAAGUUUGAGGGAAUGGUGAAGGGGAAAGAGUGCCGAUUGUGGGUCACAUGAUGCUCCUCCUAUAUAUUGAAGUGCAGGAACAAGAAGGAUCCAGAAGCGAUACGAGGCGGUUUCGGUGAAAGAUCAGUAAUAAUGGCAUGGUUGUUGAACAGUGAACUUCCUUCAUCAGUAGCAUUGUAACGCGGAAACUGUCAUUAGAGGCUUCAAAGUUGCUAAUAAGAUACAAGGAUGCCAGGUACUAUCUACAAGGCAUUUGUAUUAGUAUUGUCGGGUUUGUUGCUGAUCUUAAGUGGCAUCUCUGCCAGCAGAAUACCUCCUGACAAUCAGGAAACCUUCCUGGAAGUAGAUCCUGAGCUGUCAGGUGACUCUACACUGACCAGACUCGAAGGUGCAACAACCAGUGUAGAAAGAGCAUCUCACUCUCCAUUUAUUGUUACAACCAGUGAUCACACGACUUCCAGCCAUCUGGAUAUCAGCAGGGCUUUCUUUACGACCAGCCCCCUUAACCCGCUACCUGAGAGAGAGAAGUGGGGGAGUCAUCCCAUAGGGUCAAGGGAGGACUUUGAAAUUAAGGACGACAAAGGGGACCGCAAAUGGCUUGCAUACUUCUACGAUCAAGCCGUUGUGGCUGUGCUUUUAAUGCGAAAUGGCACUAUGCUGGAAUGCACUGUCCAAGAAAACAUUCAAAAAUGGGAGCAGGAGAAAGCCUUGGAGUAUCUCGCUGAAAUUAUGCCUUUACGCCCAAUUGCCUUUGAUUCCAUGGUUCAUCUCAUCACCCUCUGUGGUACUCUUAAUAUACCACCGACACCGGUAGCUGCCUUACGUCAGGCAGGGCCAAACCCUCUCUGGUGGCUAGAUUUUUCAACCAUACAGGGUAUCUUGCCGGGAACCCUGUGGUGUGGAGUGAGAGACAAGGCCACUUACUAUCGUGAUUUAGGGCCGAGACAGAAAGUUGACAAUUGUUGUCGGGCACAUGACCUUUGCCCCAUUAAAAUAAGCGGAUUAACUACACGAUAUGGGACCACCAACUUAGGGCUAAAUACACUGUCUCAUUGUACCUGUGACCUUGAAUUCUAUCGGUGCCUCAAGGCUGCAAACAGUGAUGUUGCCAAUAUGGUCGGACAAGUAUAUUUCAACUACCUCGACAUUAAAUGUCUGGAUGCUCCCCCCAAAACAAAAGCUGUGGAGGGGUUGUCUAACAGACCUCCCAGAGGCUCAGUCCAAUCGUCUAAUAAUCAAGAAGAGUUUGGCAAACUGGAUUGCGUUUUGUUUGAUGAAGAAAGGGAAUGUCGGAAGUGGGAGUUAACCCCAGCAAACUUUUCUGUUGAAUUGGUUAUUUCUCGUUUAGGGUUGAGAUUCUGAGAUUUAAUUUUUCCAGGUGGUCUAGGAAAUUAAUCCUUUGACUGUUCUAUUUUUAUAUGUACCUUGUAAAUAAUGAAAAUAUUAUCUAACGCUAGUCGUUUGACAUGAAAGUUCUUCUUUUGAAGAGAUAAUUUGAUCUGAAGAUUUAUUUUUUAACCAAAUACUUUAGUUUUACAAAGAGGAGAUAUUUGGGGAUUUAGAAUUAUUUUUAAUAUAGUAGUUUUAAUAUAUAAUUUCUCUGAAGAGUAGAUUCAGGAUGUUUGUUUCAGUUAUCUUAAAGAGCAAAAACCAUACAGUUUGUUUUCUUAUGCUUGACACUAUUUAAACUUAUGAAAAUGUGUCCAAAUCACUCAGGGUUUGUCCAAACCUACUUUGGAAUGUCAUCUAUAAAAGUAGGUGGCAGUUGUAUCAGUUUGAAUAACCAGUACAACUACUAGUAAGAUGGUAUGUAUAAAAAUUUGGUCCUUGUUUCUGUGUUAUUCUUUGUAAUGACAAACUGAAUUCUACCAUUUGUACUGUAUCAUAAAAUUUUGACUGGCCUACAAGGCCACCAUAUUCAAUAAACAAAAACAAAAUA